UUAUUCAUUUUCCUCUCCCGUCUCUCCCUCCGCCGAUCUCUGCACACACGCUCACGCCGCAGGGAAGAUGCCUUUCAAGAGGUACAUAGAGAUCGGGAGGGUUGCCCUCAUCAACUACGGCAAGGAUUACGGCAGGCUCGUCGUCAUCGUCGAUGUGGUGGACCAGAACCGGGCUCUUGUCGAUGCACCUGAUAUGGUUAGGUCGCAGAUGAAUUUUAAGAGGCUCUCACUUACUGAUAUUAAGAUUGAUAUCAAGAGGGUCCCUAGGAAGAGCGCUCUCAUUAAGGCUAUGCAGGAGGCUGAUGUCCAGGGUAAGUGGGAGAAGAGUUCUUGGGGGAGGAAGCUUAUUGUUCAGAAGAAAAGGGCAUCCCUUAAUGAUUUCGACAGAUUUAAGCUCAUGUUGGCCAAAAUUAAGAGAGGUGCAUUGAUCAGGCAAGAACUGUCAAAGCUCAAGAAGGAGAGUGCAUCCUAAGCACGAGUUUCUUGCGUCAUGCGGACCAAGAGUUUUUGGAACAUGUGGUAUUUGCUUUAAACGGAUUGUUUCCUGCUGCUUUUACUGGAGUUUAGAAGCAUCUGAUGGACUAUUGUAUUUCGUGACUUUAUUGAGUGCACUUAGUGAAGAUAAUAUCUUUUUGGGACAUGUUUAUCCUCUAUCAACAUCAUAUGAAACGAUGCAGGUCUCUUUUUUUCUUUUGCUGUUUUUUUAUGACAGAGAAACGAGAGAUUUACUUCAUUUAUUGCAAGUAAUGCUUUUUACCUUU
Messenger RNA from Syzygium oleosum, 761 nucleotides. Its product is annotated as probable 60S ribosomal protein L14. Gene Ontology annotation, molecular function: structural constituent of ribosome; RNA binding. NCBI's taxonomy places the organism in Eukaryota, Viridiplantae, Streptophyta, Magnoliopsida, Myrtales, Myrtaceae. Gene Ontology annotation, cellular component: cytosolic large ribosomal subunit; ribosome. Bases 68 to 472 code for a protein of 134 amino acids. The transcript is spliced from 5 exons. Gene Ontology annotation, biological process: ribosomal large subunit biogenesis; translation. The record is from RefSeq and is a predicted model, not a curated record.